Messenger RNA from Stylonychia lemnae, 5097 nucleotides. The record is from the annotation of a GenBank genome assembly. Lineage: Eukaryota; Ciliophora; Spirotrichea; Sporadotrichida; Oxytrichidae.
AUGGCAUCUGAUUUGUUACUUAAUUGGCUGAACAAUGAAAUUGAACUUUCACACCCAGUGAAAGAUUUUGAGAAGGACUUCGCAAACGGUUACCUAUUCGGAGAACUUCUCUACAAGUUCAACUAACAAUCAAACUUUAAAUCAUUUUCAAAAAAGAGUGAUGUAGCCUCAAACCUGGAGAAUUUUAACAAGCUAUUUCCAACUCUAAGGAAUCUGAAGGUUAAGUUUGACUCGGAUAUGGUUGAUAAUAUCAUAAAGCAGCAGAGAGGUAGUGCUUUAAGACUCCUCUAUCAAUUGAAAAUGGUACUUGAAAAAGUCUACCCACCAACAGAUAUUGCAGUCCUUAGAAAGACUGGAAAGAUGGGGGACAAUCAACCUGCAUUGAAGAUUGCUCACUCUAAAGAUAAAUAUGACGAGCACGCUCAGAAGUUUUUCUAAAACCGUCUUUAGGAGUUAAACAAGCCACAAAAAGUUCUUAACAUGGAGAAACACCUGGACAAAUUCGACUAGGAGAAGUAAAGAUAAGAGGAUCAGGCUAAGAGAUUCCAUAGCGAGGAGAUGGAUGCUAAGGACAAGAUGAGAUAAGAGACGAGAAGAGCUUAAAUCAAUAAGAUACAAAGAAAUGCUGGGUUUAUGGAGGAAUGGCAGUAAAAAGGAGUUGAAGACUGGAAGAAAAACCAAAGUAUUAAGAAAGACAGAGAAAAGAGGCAACUCGAGUUUGAAUACAAAUAGGCUGAGAAAUACAAUAACUUGACUGUGAAAAAAAUUGAUGAAGCAAAUAAGGAGGUUAAUGAUGGUAUCGGGCAAUUUGAGCAAACUCUUAAGAAUAUUGGCAUUAAUCCAAAAGUCAGAAAAGAUGAUGCUGACAGAGCAGUCCAUGAACAUUUGACUUAAUCUCCAUUGAAGUCCUCAGCCAAGGGAAGCAGAUUUGCUUCAAUGACUAAGCAGACUUAACUACCACCUUUAAAUAACACCAUUGGAGGAGCAUCAAAGACAAAUCUUAUGACUCUUGGUGGAGGCAUGACUCUUUCCUCAACAGGUCUUAAGACCAAGGACAAGAAAACAGUAACUGAGAAGAAUAGAAAGGAUAGGGAAAGAAGGAGAAGAAAGAUGAUUGUUGACUAGGGUAAGACUCACAUUGAAAUGGAGCAAAAGAGAAAAGAAGCCUAGAUCAUUGAGAGAAUGAAAAGAUAGGCAAAGCAAGAGGAAGAAUUGCAAUAUGAGUCUUGGAGAACUAACCAAUGUAAAAAUGUUAUAAUUGAAGACAGAAAGCUCAGAGAAGCCAGAUACGAGAAAAGAAGAGAGUUAGAUUAGUAAACAGCUAUUUGGAGAGAAGAAGAGAUGAUGAAGUCACUAAGAGAUCAAAUGCAAAGAGAAAUGGAGAUCUUCCAAGAAAGAGACCAGGAGAUGAGAAUAGUUCACAAGCAAUCUAAAAGAGAAAAAAGAAAUGAGUUCGGCUAUCAACUUUUCGAUGCUAUAUUUGACAUUGCCAACGAGGCAUAUAUUCACCAACAGAAGUAAGAUUCUGAGGACAUUGAUUCAAGAUGCUGGCAUGAAUGGCUCUAGCUAUUCGUAGCAGAUUUACCAAUCUCUAAAGAUGAUACUAUGAUUGAAAGAGACUUUAUGCAGGAUUCUAUGAAGGAGGUCAUUAGUGCCAACCUUGAUCAAGUAGAACUUGAGGAUUAUUUGAAAAACCAAGGCUAAUGGCCAGAGGCUCUAAUUGCUGAAAACCAACCAAAUCUAGAGCAAUUCCUCACAGGCCAAACUGAAUCUGCUCCAGCAGCAGGGGCUAAGGGUGGAAAAGCACCAGCUCCUAGUAAAGCUGCAGCUGCUGAUCAAAUAGUUCUUGAGGAAGGAGAUACUGAACUCCCACUGCAAGCACCAAACAAUUACCUUUUAGGAGAUGCUCUAGAACUUAUUAUCAACAUGAACUUUGACUAGAGAGAAAACCAUAAAAAGCCUAAGAUGCCUAGCUAUCUUAACUUGAAACUGUGCUUCGUCGGAUAUGCUUUUGCUGGAAAGAAAACUUAAGCUAAUAAAUUGAAAGAAGUAUUCGGAAAUCUUGAUAUUUAUUACUUGAACGACUUGGUGUCUCAAGCUGUAAGUUUCUUUGAAUAAAAUCCAGAGUCUAUACAAAGAGCUCUCUAGCAAAAUAGUGAAGAGGAAGCAAUAUAAGAUGAUUUAGAGAUUUCUGAAGAUAGUGAGAUAGAUGAGGAGUUAAAUGCUGAGGAAGACUUCAGAUAAUGUGGUUAAGACAUAUCAGAACUUCUAAAGGAAGGUAUUGAAAUCACAGAUGACAUUUAUGUGAGACUUUUUAUUGCUAAACUCAGACUAACUUAUCCACACAAGUCAAAGAAACAGCUAAGAAGAGAAUUGAAGUCAAAGGUAGAAAAAGAAAGAGAAAUUACCUAGAAGAUUCAGACUGUUGAAAAUGAAAUCCAAGAACUCAACGGAGGUGGAAAUGGUGAGAAUCCAGGAGGUUCAAGAAGAAGAAGAAAGAAGGAUCCUGUUCAACUCCAAGAUGAACUAGACAAACUCAACAAAGAACUUCAAACUGCAUAAGCCUAAGAUAGCAAGGGCUGGAUAUUAGUAGACUUCCCAGCCACCUUUGCCCAAGCCAAGUUAUUAGAACAAGCAUUGAGCGGGUAUGUACCUCCACAAGAGUAAGAUAAGAUUGACAGAGAAGCAUAAAUCGAAGAAGCAUUCCUUUUGGUUUAACCAAAUGCCAAGGAAGUACCUCCAAAGAAACUACUUAAGAGUGGUUUGGAUGCUGUGAUUUGGAUUGACUGUUCAAGAGAUGAAUGCAUGAGAAGAGCACUUGGCAGAAGAUUUGACAAUGUCAAUGAAAAAGUGUAUCACAUUGAGGAUUAAACACCUCUGACCACUAACGCUCCACUAUGUGAAAGACUUUAACCUAUGGAUGAGGAGGAUAACUCUGAAGCCACUUUGAUUGAUAGAUGGAUCUCAUAUGAUCAAAAUGCCCAAGGUCUAGAAAACUGGCUCAAAUAGUUUGGCCUAAACUCAAAGAAAGGAGAAGCUAGAGACUUCCAGAUACUUAAUAAAGUUAGCGGAGAUCUUGACCAAGAUUCUCUACACAAAGAAAUCAUACAAGUUAUUUAAAAGAUUCAACACAAGAAAUCUAAAUAAGAAGUAAAGAUUAAAAAAAGAAUCUUAGAAAAGAUAAUUCAAACUGAAAUUGAAGAAGCUGAGAAAUAAAGAAUCGCUUUAGAAGAAGAAGAGGAGAGAAAACGCAAAGAGGCUGAAGGUGGUGAUUAAUAACCAGGGGAAGAAAUCAAGAAAGAAGAAGGUAAAGUCGAUAAGCCAGAGCCAGCCACUGAUAGAAUUGGGCUUAAGCAAGCAGCCCCUGAUAACAUCGACAAUGACUUUAAACCAGUAAUUAUGGAUGCCUGGCAAUAACUUUGCUAAAAUUAUAAGCAAUAAAUGAAAAAGGUAUUCAGGUAGGUUAGAGAUCAAAGAGAGAGACUAACCGAAAACUUCUCAACUAUCCAGAAUUAAUUCUUGAAAUUCCUCCACAGACCAGAUUAAAAGCAAGAAAAGCUGGACUAAUUUAUCAAGGAGUUCAAUGAAUUUAGUGAUCAAUAUCCAGAUUUGAGAGAAGAUGAAUAGACGAAGGACGAACUUCACUAAAGAGUGGAUAUCUUGUCAGAUGAGCUGUGGGAGAUAAUUGAAGAGAGAAAAGAACAGCACAUCGAAGAAAGAAAGAAGAUCAUGGAAAGCGGAUGGGUCGAAUACGAAUUAACAUUUGCAGUGAGCAGUGCACAACUCUUAAUGCAAUCUGAAGUAGAUAAAUUUAAGGCUAGUGUUUAGCUUCUUCACGACUAUUAUCAUGCCUUUGAGGACAAACUAAUCCCAGAAGCCCCAUAAUUCUUUACCUAGGAUUUAGUUGCUGAUGGGGAGGAGCUACCACCUGUUGAGUCCCUUCCAGAAGGUGCAGACUCAAGUAAUAUUGAUUAGUAUCAAUACCCGAGACUAGAUAAGUUAUUUGAGAAGGCUCUCAAGACCUAAGUAGUCCAAGAUGUUACUCAAUUAUCAUCAUAAAACCAAGACAAGAAAGGAGCACCACCUAAGGGUAAAGAUCCCAAAAAACCCGCAGAAGAGGAAAAGCCAGUUGAAGAUUCAUAGUAUGUAAGAGAUAUGAGAGCUGCUAUCAAAGUCGAGAAAUCUAUUCUCAGAUACAGAUUGACUUAAAUCAGAAACUGGACUCUUAAGAGACUUAGAGAAAUGAGGUAAAAAGCAAUAAAAGUCUAUCUUAAACUUGAAGACUGGAUUUAAGUCUCAAACAAAACAGAGAACGAUGCGAUAGAUGAAAUGUCUAUUGUCAUUAAAAGAGCUAUUGAGGAUGAGAAGAAGAUCUAAGAUGAGCUUAGAGUCAAAUUUAUGGACUUCUGCGUGGAUGAAAAGAUUAUGAAUUACAUAGAGCCACCCCCUGAAAAGCUUCCUGCAUUAGAGGAGGUUAGGCAUGAUAGAUUCAGUAUUUCUUAACUUUCUACUCUAGUUAAUGAAUUGGAACAUCUUGCCAAGUAACACGGCAACGGAUCAAAUAAUGUUCCAAAUAAAGUAAUAGUUGAUCUAUUUGUCAGAAAGCUUGAGAACUCAAAGAAUCUAGGAGAUGAGGGCAGCCUUCCAGUUGAAUGGACCAAUUAUACAGAGUAUGAUAUCCAAAAUAUGGCCAGAAAUCUUGAUAAGCAAUGCACAGGAUCUAUCGACUGGAGAUAAAUUGCAACUUAUAUAAUACUACUCAAAUCUUCAAUCCCUACAGAUAAGCAUCUUGAGACAUAUAGAGCAGAAUUCAAGGGCAAAGAUGACCUUCAUAAUAAACAAAACUUCUUACAGGCCCAGGCAUGGUUUGAUGAGACAGAAUAUUCAUAGGACAGAGACUACUCAAUUCCAUUCCCAAGAGUCCAUCUAAUCAAAGACUUGCUUUUUAGAGUUAAUAAAACAGUUAAAGAAAGUGGCGAAGAGUGUAUCAGUCUAAAGAAAUACUUUAAAAUAUUAAAGUCAAAGGAACUCACUAUGUUCAAGAGAAAUAUCAAGAUAUACUCUGACAUUCUUAUCACAUAACUCUCUGAUUAAUGA